Molecule: messenger RNA, 3017 nt
Organism: Nerophis ophidion (straightnose pipefish)
Lineage: Eukaryota; Metazoa; Chordata; Actinopteri; Syngnathiformes; Syngnathidae
Product: zinc finger protein 33B-like
Exons: 2
Coding region: 303-1580 (425 amino acids)
Biological process (GO): regulation of transcription by RNA polymerase II
Molecular function (GO): RNA polymerase II cis-regulatory region sequence-specific DNA binding; DNA-binding transcription factor activity, RNA polymerase II-specific
Source: RefSeq, a predicted model, not a curated record
GGUGACAAAGCAAGAUGGCGUCUGACGGAGAAGUCCUAAACGCGGGCAUUAUAUUUCUGUAUUCUUACAUAUAUGUUGUUUAAUAGAGUACACACGGUUAAUAAUUGUUUGUAGCCGGAUACAUUAGUCCGAGCGCACUUUGACACUUCUCCUGUUUGAUAGCUUCACUUAAGGUAGCUUGCAGCUAGUUUAGCUGGCUAGUUAGCUUAGCUUGUUAGCUGCUAACAAAGAGACGCGGAAGUUAUUUAAACAUCGCUAAGUAGGGAACUAAUGUGAGUGUAAAGUGUUGUGAUUGUGUGAAAAUGUGCGAAAGAACGAUGGCAAAGUACGAGGAGGAACUUUGGCCAAGAAAAGAGGAGGACGAGCGACAACAUCAACUACUGGAUGUUUAUUAUAAGAAACAUCAUCAAGUUGUGUUACACAGAACAGACCUUGAUGAAGAACAUCUUCCUCAUAAGCAGGAGGAGGAACCACAGUCCCCCCACAUACACGAAGAAGAAGAUGUACCACAUUCCCAUCAUGUUAAAGAGGGAGGGGAGGAGCCACAGCCCACCCACAUUAAAGAGGAAGACGAGACGCCACAGACCCAUAGUGUUAAACUGACCCUUCACAUUAAAGGGCAAGCGGAGGACCCACUGAACCUACACGUCAAAAAUGAAGAGGAGGACCCACUGACCCCUCACAUUAAAGCGGAAAAGGAGGACGCACUGACCCCCUACUAUAAAGAGGAAGCGGAGCACCAAGAGCUGUUGCACAUUAAAGAGGAAGAGGAAGAACACAGCAUCAGUCAGCCUAAAUGGUUGGAGGAGUUCCCAGUGACUGGUGUCCCUGUGAAGAGUGAAGAUGAUGAGGUCAAAGGUGAAAGUGAGGAGAAGAGAGAGGCGGAGCCUCCAAGCAGCAGCUCAACACAACACAUGACAACAGAAGCUGAUGGAGACCACUGUGGAGGAUCACAAGCAGACAAGCUCUUAGCUCCACUAUCAGAUAGUGAGGACACAACGUCACACUCUCCUGACACUGAUGAUGAAGACUCAAAAGAUGAUAAGACAUGUCACACUGACAACACUCACUUCACAUGUUCUCACUGUGACAAAAUCUUUAAAAAAAAAUGGUGUCUGAAAAGACACAUGAGAACACACACUGGAGAUAAACCUUUUUCCUGUUCAACCUGUGGUAAAGGUUUUACACAAAGUCAACAUUUGAAAGUACACACUAGAACACACACUGGUGAAAAACCUUUUUCCUGUUCAACCUGUGGUAGAGGUUUUACACAAAGGCAUCAUUUGAAAGUACACACUAGAACACACACUGGUGAAAAACCUUUUUCCUGUUCAACCUGUGGUAAAGGUUUUACACAACGUCAAGAUGUGAAAGUACACAUGAGAACACACACCGGUGAAAAACCAUACACCUGUUCAAUCUGCAACAGAAGCUUUUGUGACCAAUCAAACCUUGUAGUACACAUGAGAACACACACAGGAGAGAAAGUGUUGAGUUGCAGUGUGUGUGGUGAAAGAUUCUCUUAUAAGAAGCAGUGUAAGAAACACAAGUGUGCUGGUGAGAACAGCAGCAGCAAAUGAAACUGCAGGAUUUGAAAUAAACUGUCAAGACUUUAAUUUUGACUUUCUAACAACAUCAGCACAUAUAACACGUGUGACAUUGUUGUUUAACAAUCUUUUUAACUGCUCCUACAUUUAUAGAUUAGAUGUUUUAUAUUAGUGCUUUUUUCAGUCAAGUACAUGCAUUAAUAUGCAACAUUGUGUACUUUAAUUAAAAAUUUAAUGGAAAAAGUUGACUGAAAAGGUGAGAGUAAACAGUACAACUCAUUUUACAAAGAUUUUUUUAUGUGUAUAUGUAUUUGCAAUACAAUUUUAGACUUAUUCAUAAUAUUGUUUAUUUUAGGUGUUUGAAAUAUUGAAGCGAUAUACAUAUAUAUAUAUAUAUUUUAAUUGUUAAUGAUCCCAUAUAUUAGCACCUUUAUAUGAUAUACAUAUAAUAUACAUUAUAGAAAAGCGCUAUACAAGUAUAACCCAUUUAUCAUGUAUUAUUUAUUUGUACCCGGGUCACAUCUGAAACAUCUGGACCACUUUAGGAAGCAUAUUAUUAUUUACUUUAUACAUCAUUUGAGCAGUUGUCCUUUAUACAAUUUUAAAAUGUGUGACUUUAUGAAUCAUUUGUUGGGUUUCUACAAUCCAUUUUAUUAAUUAUCUUUAAUACUCUCUUUAGAAAUAUGAUGAUUGUGUUGUGAUUGUUUUAUAUGUAUGUCCCCAGACCUUUAUGCAAUAUGAAAGUGAAAGAAAAUGGCUAAAUUGUCUGUGGAAGGAUGUUUUUGUUUUUUUACAGUUACAAUUGUGGAUUAAAAAAAAAAUCCCAUUGUUGUGUUUUAAACAUUUGUUACGUUUUUUUUUUUCUUUCUUUUUUAACAUCCCCAAAACAAUAUCAAUAACAAUCAAAGUUCGGAGUAUUAGGCAAAAGCCAAUAAUGAACAUUUACUUUACAUACAUUUAUAAUAUAAACUGUUUAUUUUGUUUCCCUAUCACAGAAUGAACAGGUGUUGUCUUCAAUUGCAAAACAACAUCCUAAAAUUAUUUUAAGUGGUCUAUUCCGUUUUUUUUUUUUCUUAAAUGAACUCCUUUGCUUUUAGAAGAAUGGAAACUUUCAACAUGAGUAUUUUUUUGUUCCACAGAAAAUACAGUAAGGAAAUAAAAAAGAUGAUAUGCUGUAAUUAUAAUAAUUUGAACAAAAGCCUUUCCAAAGAGGCGCACAGCUGUAUGUGCGGCGGCAGGUGCUUGAGCCGUAACAAUUGUUCUACAAUCCUAUCAGCAAUGAAAGGCAGUUUGGUUUCCUUAAGGCCGAGUGUAUGCCUUCCAUGAAUGUUCACUGUGCUCCCCAUAAGCUGUGGCUUGCUAUUGAGAAGAAGUCAAGAGUGCAUAUUGUCCCUUUUUUGCUGGCUCUGUAAUUACAUAGGAUCAUAGAAAACCCAAUCUAAACAAUAAAAAUUCAUAUUAAAUGUUCAA